Penicillium chermesinum is the source of this 1113-nucleotide messenger RNA. RefSeq names its product GPI-anchored beta-1,3-endoglucanase EglC (gene bgt2). Bases 1 to 1113 code for a protein of 370 amino acids. Gene Ontology annotation, biological process: cell wall organization; carbohydrate metabolic process. The record is from RefSeq and is a predicted model, not a curated record. Gene Ontology annotation, molecular function: 1,3-beta-glucanosyltransferase activity; glucan endo-1,3-beta-D-glucosidase activity. The transcript is spliced from 3 exons. Gene Ontology annotation, cellular component: cell surface; extracellular region; fungal-type cell wall. Lineage: Eukaryota; Fungi; Ascomycota; Eurotiomycetes; Eurotiales; Aspergillaceae.
AUGCAGCUCAACCUUCUCGCCCUCGCUCUGUCCGUUGCGACAGCCGAGGCCGCUUACAAGGGCUUCAACUAUGGUGCUACCAACGGUGACGGUAGCACUCGUGUCAAGGCCGACUUUACUGCACAGUUCCAGACCGCCAAGGGUCUCGUUGGAGCCCCCGGCAUGACCAGCGCUCGUCUCUACACUAUGAUCCAGGGUGGCACCACGAACUCUCCCAUUGAGGCCAUCGAGGCUGCCAUUGAGGAGCAGACCACUCUCCUGCUUGGUCUCUGGACCUCCGGCGGUGGUAUCGACAACGAAAUCGCUGCCCUCAAGAACUCCAUCAACCAGUACGGCGACGAUUUGGCCAAGCUCGUGGUUGGUAUCUCCGUCGGUAGUGAGGACCUCUACCGUAACUCCCCCACCGGUAUCAAGGCCCACUCCGGUCCUGGUAUGAACCCUGACGACCUGGUUUCCGCCAUCAAGGCCGUCAAGGCUGCUGUUGCCGGUACUUCCCUCGGCAGCUCCCCCAUCGGCCAUGUCGACACCUGGAACGCAUGGACCAACAGCUCCAACUCCGCCGUCAUCGACGCCGUCGACUUCAUCGGCUUCGACACCUACCCCUUCUACCAGACCACCGAUGACAACUCCAUCGACAACGCUAAGAGCCUGUUCGAUGAGGCCAUGCAGAAGACCAAGCAGGCUGCUGGUGGCAAGCCCAUCUGGGUGACCGAGAGCGGUUGGCCUGUCAGCGGCCCCAGCGAGGGCGCCGCCGUGGCCUCCAUCCCUAACGCUAAGAAGUUCUGGGAUCAGGUUGCUUGCAGUCUGUUCGACUCCGAUAUCAACACCUGGUGGUACAUCCUGCAGGACUACCCUGCCAGCCCCAGCUUCGGUGUCGUCGGCCAGCAACUCACCACCAAGCCUUUCUCUACUCCUGUCACCAAGACUGCUUGGGGUGUCUCUCCUAGCGUUACCGGCUCUGUCUCCCGUUCCGCUUUCCGCACCAGCAUGACCUCCACUCCCUUGCAGCUCCCCUCUGCUUCUGCCGUUGGCCAGUUCAACGCUGCUGCCCGUCCUACCGGCUCCAUCUUCGGUGCCGUUAUUGCCGCUUUUGCUCUUGCGAUCAUUGUCUAA